AUGCAGAAACGGGGCGAUGAACAUCCUGGUGAUGCGGAGGAGGAGGAAGAUGAGGAGGAGGAUGCUGAGGAAGAGGAGGAUGAAGAGGAUGCGGAGGAGGACGAAGAGGAGGAUGAGGAUGAGGAGGAGGAGGAGGAGGAGGAGGAGGAGGAGGAGGAGGAGGAGGAAGAGGAGGAGGAAGAGGAGGAUGAGGAGGAGAAUGAGGAGGAGGAGGAGGAGGAGGAGGAGGAGGAGGAGGAGGAGGAGGAGGAGGAGGAGGAACAGGGUGACGAAGAGGAGGAGGAUGAUGAGGAGGAGGCAGCAGAGGAGGAAGAGGAGGAGGAGGAGGAGGAGGAGGAGGAGGAGGAGGAGGAGGAGGAGGAGGAGGAGGAGGAUGUGGCGCCAGUGAAGGGACGGGGCGGGCGUGGCAGAUGGAUGAGUGGUACAGGGAAGCGUGAUAGUGUGAGGGCACACGGGACUGCUGCAGAAGACGUUGAUCCCCUUGGCCAGAGGGGGGAUUCUUCACACCCUUUUCCUCCGCUCAUGGGUGCCGUAGGUGAAAGUGCGGAGCACGAGCAGUUUGUUACACGGGAAGAGUUCCAGGCACUGCGGUCUGAGAUGUACGCCAUGUUUGCACAGCUCGGCCUGCGUCGUGGAGUACCUGCCAGCUAUGCCGGCGGGUCGGCAGCCCUGCCUAUGGCUGGUACCCCGCCGCCGACGAGCGCCGUGGACAAGGCACGAGUGCUAGUGUUGCUGGAGACAAACCCAUUCCCGGUAUGUGGCGGGCCACAUGGGGAGGGUUGGGGUUGA
Molecule: messenger RNA, 789 nt
Organism: Closterium sp. NIES-65
Lineage: Eukaryota; Viridiplantae; Streptophyta; Zygnematophyceae; Desmidiales; Closteriaceae
Source: the annotation of a GenBank genome assembly